GUGUCGCAGAAGCUGACGGCCUUCCGGCGGGAAACGGAGCAGCGCGAAGUAGGCGCCCUGCUCAAGAAUCUGACGGAGAAAGUCGACAACCUCGAGGCGAAGGUGAAGGCGCUGACCGACGCGACUGUCCCACUUGAGGGCAACCAGGCCGAGGAGCUGAGCAUCGCCAGGCUCAAGGAGCUCACCGAGAAGGCGAUGGAGGUCGAGAAGUCGGCCGCCGUCAUGGGUGGGGAGGCGCGGUCGCUUGUGGUGGCCAGGCAGAAGGACCCCCUCGCCAAGGAGUCGCCAGCAUGCGCCGCGGAGCUCGAGAAGCUCGCCGGCAGGCUCAAGGCCGCCUUACAGGAGCACAUGAAGAGGCGGAAGCUCGCGGUCCAGAGCGACAAGAUCUGCAAGGCACGGCAGCUCGGG
Messenger RNA from Prorocentrum cordatum, 408 nucleotides. Lineage: Eukaryota; Dinophyceae; Prorocentrales; Prorocentraceae. The record is from the annotation of a GenBank genome assembly.